Messenger RNA from Helianthus annuus (common sunflower), 1386 nucleotides. RefSeq lists its product as uncharacterized. The record is from RefSeq and is a predicted model, not a curated record. NCBI's taxonomy places the organism in Eukaryota, Viridiplantae, Streptophyta, Magnoliopsida, Asterales, Asteraceae. Bases 1 to 1386 code for a protein of 461 amino acids. The transcript is spliced from 5 exons. Gene Ontology annotation, molecular function: zinc ion binding.
AUGAUAGUAAGAAAUGAUACAUCUAGGUUUCGUGUAGUGUGUAAGGGGUUCAAUCCUAAACUGGUCAAGGCUGAAACAGAGGCAAAAGAUGGGGCUGUUGCUGAAGAUGUAACAAACAUUUGGGGUAAAACAAAAGCAAAAGGGCAGGAAGUUGAAGAUGUGACAGUUGGGGGUAUAUCUGGAAGUAAAUUAAAUGUUGGGGGUAUAUCUGGAAGUUCAUUAAAUGCUGGGGUCGGUUGGUUGGCUAGGGAGAUAGAAGGUACUAUUCGGAUUAAUCCUACUAUUCCACUCAAAUCCUUACAAGAUAUGAUACAAAAGAAGUUCCAGGUAGAAGUUACUGUAAUGCAGAUGUUUAGGGCUAGGUCUCAGGCAACAAAGAGAGUUCAAGGUGAUUAUAAUGUUCAAUAUACAAUGCUUAGAGACUACUGUGAAGAAUUGCUUAGGGCUAAUCCUGGUACAACAAUAAAAAUAGAGAUAGCUGGUAGAAAUUUGUUGGGUCUAGAUGGAUGUUUGAUGAAGGGGCCUUAUCCAGGGCAGGUCUUAACUGCAGUUGGUAUAGAUGCAAACAAUGGCAUCUACCCGGUAGCCUAUGCAUUGGUUGAGUCAGAAUCUAAAGCUUCAUGGACAUGGUUUUUGAUGUGCUUGGGAGAUGAUCUAGGGCUGGAUCCCAACUCAUAUUUCACCUUCAUAAGUGAUAGGCAGAAGGGUAUAAUACCAGCAAUAGAAAAGGUGUAUCCAAAGGUUGAACAUAGGUUCUACCUAAGGCAUAUACAUGAGAAUAUGAAACCAAGAUGGAAGGGUGAUGUCUACAAAGAUUUGUUAUGGAGCUGUGCUAGUGUCCUUACAACAAGAUGUUGGGAAAAUGCAAUGAAGGCAGUUGAGGAAAAAGAUAAAGACUUACAUGACUGGUUGAAAGAAAUUCCUCCAAGGCAUUGGUCUAGAUCUCAUUUCAGUGGUAGGGCAAAGUGUGAUGUUCUCUUAAACAAUCUGUGUGAGGUCUUCAAUAGGCAACUGGUGUAUGGUAGGGACAAACCUAUCAUCACUUGUCUUGAAUUCAGUAGGGAAUACCUAAUGAAAAAGGUUGUGGUUGUCAAAAAGCUAAUUGCCAAGUGUAAUGGUCCUUUAACACCUGCUGCUACUAGGAUCUUUGAUGCAAUCAAGUUUGAAGCCUCAAAGUACACUUGCAUUUGGACUGGAGGAACAAAGUAUCAGGUCAGUCAUGGGUUAGAUCAAAGGGUUGUUAAUCUUGGUGAAAGGACAUGCUCAUGCAGGAAAUGGGACCUUAUUGGUAUGCCUUGCAAGCACGCAAUGGCUGCAAUCUGGAAUCAGGGUUUACAUGGAGGUGGGGAACCCAUACCAGAAAGGUGGGUUGAUCAAGCAUACUGA